AGCAGCAGCUUCAGGCAGGCAGGCAGGCUGGUUGAUGAGCAGCUGGGGAGGGGUCUGCAGUAUCAUGCAUGGGCUCACGACUCGUGGAAAUUUGAGAGGCGGUUCUGCACCCAGCGAGGGAGGGCAGCAGCAGCAGAAAAAAAGUCAGAGAAAGUAGUAAAAGUAGUUGAUUUGGAGUUGUGAACUGGUUUGUGCGACGAACAUCGAUCGACACACGAGUAUUACAACAACCAACACCACAGCAGCAGCAGCAGCCAACCAACCAACCAACCGCCUGUUGCUGGUGCUGCUCCUUUUUUCUUUUUUUUUUUUCCUCAGCAAGCUUCCUCCUUCUCUUUUUUCUCCCAGGCGUAUCCCUGUGGUCCUCAUUUGACUGGGAAGCCCUGGCGAAGGGGAAAACAAUGGAUGGCAGGAUGGGAACUUCUUCUUCAGAGUUGUUGGGGAGCUCUAACGAAAUGUGUGCUAACUUUUGGUGCUGAGAGAUGCUUGUCGCGCUUGGCCACCACACAGCCUGAAGAGGAAGAUCAGAACAAGAAGAAGAACACACACAAGCGUCCCCUCUUGGAGACGAGAGAGAGAGAGAGAGACACACACACGCACGCACACACACGUGAUGCGCCACAGCAGACUUAGAGUUAGUUAGUAGCUAGCAACUGAUCACGGUUGGAGAAGAGAGAGAGAGAGAGAGAGAGACAUAGAAAAAGAGAGGAAAGAUAGAGAAGAGAUACAACACAACGCUUUGGGGAAGGGAGGAGAAAAAAAGAACACGAAGAAGAAGAAGACUAAAAACAAGGGCUUAACAAGGAAGGACUUUCCUCUCCUCCAUAUGACCCACUCUAUCAUCCUCCUCCUCCUCCUCCUCCUCCUGCUGCUGCUGUAGAAGAGGAAGGAAUCCAGCCGAGAGGAGGAGAAAGCAGCAGCAAGUUGACGGACGGACGAACUUUGCACAUCUUCAGGAAACGCCAUUUUGGACUUCACUCCUCUCUGGAACAACUUUUGCUGCUUCUUUUCUUUCUUUCCUCCCCCCCCUUUUCCUCCUCCGUCUCCUCCUCCAACUCCUCAACAACUCCAUCACCCCCUCCUCCUUCAUCACACCUCCUCUACUACUACAACCACCACCACCACCACCACCACCAUCAUCAUCAUCAUCAUCAUGUCUCGGCGAAAGCAGCCCAACCCCAACAAAGUGAAGCAGCUGUGAGCCGUGGGUGCUGACACUCAAGGUGCGGCGGUCCCUGCCCCAGCCCCAGAUUAACACAGCCUCGUUGGUGGACGGUGAUGGAGAGUUUGGUGGAGGAGAAAAGACCCUCAGAGGUGCUCAGCUCUUCACUUAGCACCAAGGAGACCAAGCAGCAGCAGAAGGAGGAGACAGAGAAAGCCAUCCUCACACCGACACAAGAGAAACACACAGAGAGUCCAAGAGAUUUGGAGGACAGAAUGUCAGAGAGGAUGGAUGGACAGUUCACAGCAGAGGAUGGGAUAAAUGGAGUGGAUGGAGAGGACCUGUCGUCCAUCAACUCAAUGAUGAGCACUGUGAUGAAAGCAACUCUGAACGGAGGAGUGCAGACAGCCUCCAGCACCCCCACCAAGACCCCUAACAAGAGCCCGGGCGCCAGCCGCAAUGGCAGAAAGAGCCAGGUACAAGAAACCAAAGAUAGCUCUCCCCUUGUCUGCCCACUGUGUGACAAAAGCUGUCAAAGCCAGCACCAGCUUACAAUGCACAUUCGCCAGCAUAACUCUGAUGCUGGAGCAGCAGAUCACUCUUGCAGCAUCUGUGGAAAGUGCCUGAGCUCAGCCAGCUCACUGGACCGUCACAUGCUGGUGCACAGCGGGGAGAGGCCCUACAAAUGCAGAGUGUGUAGCCAGACUUUCACCACCAACGGCAACAUGCACAGGCACAUGAAGAUCCACGAUAAAGACCCAGCCAUCCCCGUUCCUACCAGCCCUCCAUCACCAAUGAAACGGAGACGCUCCUCCACAGCCAAGAGGAAGCUCAGCCAUGAUGAUGAAGUAGAUCGAACUGAUGAGCCUCCCAGCAAAAAGGUUGCAGAGGAUAAUGGAGUGGAUGAGCCGGCACCUACUAAAGUGCAGGAGGAACCGCUACCAUGCCCUAUCUGCUUUAAAACCCUCAGCUCUAAACAUGACCUGGAGGUCCAUAUGGAAAGCCAUCCUGAUGCUACUCUCAGGUGUGAGCUCUGUUGCAUUUCAUUUCGGACGCAUCGAGGUUUGCUGCGUCACAAUGCAGCAAUCCACAAACAGCUGCCAACCGACCCUAAUGGAGAACCAUUCAUUCAGAACAACCCCUCCAUUCCUCUUGGCUUUAAUGACCUGGCUUUUAUUGACUUUUCCUGCCACAAGUUCCCUCGCAUUGCCCAGAUUUGGUGUGAAACCAACCUACGUCGCUGCGCCAGCAAGUUUCAUCGCUUUGUAUGUGAAACCUGUGACAAGGCUUUCCCUCUGCGUUCAGCUCUAGACCUGCACAAGUCCACUCAUGACACUUCUUCUUCCGAAGGCCCUAAAGAGUCUGUUACUCCUCAGCCCCCCAGUGUCAAGACCUCUGUGUCUGAUAAAAGUAAUUUUAUGGAUUCUCUGGGUUUGCAACACAUCUCUCAGGUCAAACCUGCGCCGUCCGAAGAGGAUGCCAUGCAGGCAGCGUUGGACAGUAUCAGAGUCAUCCACGUGGAUCCGUCAUCGACCCAACAGGAGGUCGGCUUCCUUGGAGGCCUUGGCCUUUCCCUGGUGGAUCCGACCUCUCUCCGGGGCCUGCCUCAGCAGGAGGCCCUUAAACUCCUGUCCUUACAGCCUUUCCAGACUGGUUUUCUUGUCCAGCCGGAUGGCGGGAUGGUGGUAAAGCCGGUGAGCGAGACCGGGAUGGAACUGGCCGACAUACAGCAGAUUCUCAAAGUGGCUUCUGCCGCCCCAAAGCAGAUCAGCCUCCCACCGUUGUCCAAGGCACCGUGCAGCGCAAUGCAGUCCGGCUAUAAGCAGAUGCCCCCACUGAAACCAAAGCCCCUGGUGGCUCCCAGGACCAACAUGGCAGCCUCCACCCCUCCUCCUCUUGUGAGCACCCAGCAGGCGUCACUAGGCUGCAUAAGCCCCAGCUUACCACCUCCUGCUGCCCAUCCCCUGAAAGCUGGCAAAGAACUGUCUCCAGCUUCCUCCUCUUCAUCAUCAUCAUCGUCAUCAUCUUGCAACCAGGGUUCGAUGGAAAGAAUGCAAAUGGAGGCAGAGUUCAUGGGUGAUGCCCAAACCCCUAUGGACAUGGAUGAGCAGCAGAUCAAGCAGGAAGACGAAAAGACAGGACAGGAAACAUCUGGAAAGAAGGGACCAGCUCGCAAAGGCUCUUAUCCGUGCCGCCUUUGCAACCAGGUGUUUGCGUAUUCCGGCGUACUGCAGGCACACAUGCGGUACCACCAGGGCGUCAUGCCCCACCAGUGCAAUAUCUGUGACUACGUUGCUCCAGACAAGGCCACGUUGAUCCGUCAUCUGCGUACGCACAGUGGCGAGCGGCCUUACGUCUGCCGAGUCUGCCAUUACCCAUUCACCGUUAAAGCCAACUGUGAGCGCCACCUUCGCAAGAAACACAUGAAGAACACUCGAAAAGAGAUCGAGAAAAACAUCAAAUAUGUUACGGCAACUUCCACGCCAGAUGCUUUGGAUCAAGCCAGCUCAGCUGACGCCACCUGCCAUUUUUGCGGCGAGGACCUGAAGACCUAUCGAGCUCUGCAGAUCCAUCUGCGUACUCACAACGGUUUCCAGCGAAAGCCAUUUGAGUGCAAACGCUGUGGGGCAGCCUUCCUGGCUAAGCGCAACUGUAUCCACCACCUGCUGAAACAACACCCUGAAAUCCAAGAGCAUGAUAUCAAGAAUCACAUAGCCAUUUCUCCUUCUUCUGAGGCCAGUCCUAGCCCUUCUCCUGUCAAUGGAUUGUCACCAAGUGCUCCUCUGAAUCCCAUUAAAGUAGAGGAUCAGAGCUACUACACCACAGACCCCGAGCAACCACUGGACUUCUCCAAAAAAGGCAGAGGACCCAGCCACACUGGCAGCACAAGUAGUUCUCCUGUGAUUAAGAUGGAGGCCAUAUCUUACGACAGUUCCAUGGAGCCCAUUGAUCUCUCCAUUCCCAAAAAUCCAGAGAAGAAGCUGAAGGUGGACACCAAUCCAGGGCUGCAAAUGGAAGUUAAAAAGGAGCAGACCUACUUCAAUGCAAAGGAUCUUACUCUUGCCCAGAGUCUUCAGGCAGAUAGUAGACCCAUUGAUGAGAAGCCUCAGCAGCUCGGUUGUUACCAAGUCCCAGUAGCCUUGUCCACUCUCAGUGCAGCCAGCACAACAGGUCGAGCCUUGCGGCUGCUGAAGCCCCUUCUACCCAAGCCUACAAUUGCUGGUGUGAAGGAGCUGCCUCCAUUAGCCUCCAUCGCUCAGAUCAUCUCCUCUGUCUCUGGUGCUCCUGAGCUCCUAAAAGCAGAGAAACCUGUUAAUAGCUGUCCACCAGGUCCUGAUCCAUCCUUUAAGCAGGAGGUCAUAGACUCCCCAGCAGAGGAGCUUUCCCUAGAGGGCACCAAGAAGGGGUGCAAGAAAAGGCCAGUCAUCAACACAGCGAGGGAGAAGCCUACACUGAACAACAUCACAGACACCAGUAUUGACUUGGAGUCCAGCGGAGAGUUUGCUAGCGUAGAGAAGAUGCUGGCCACCACCAAUGCCAAUAAGUUUAGCACGUACCUGCAGAGCAGUACGAUUGAGGUUGAAGAAAAAGAAGAAGAUUUGUGUGCGACUGGCAGGAGAGACGCUAAAGAUGAAAAACAUCUGUCAGCCAAGCACAGCCCACAGUCCAGAGGGAAGAAGAAUGCAUACUCUAACUCCGUGCAGAAGAUGACCUGCCCGUUCUGCCCCAGAGUAUUCCCCUGGGCGAGCUCUCUCCAGCGCCACAUGCUGACACACACCGGUCAGAAGCCAUACCCCUGCCCUCAGUGUGAAGCCCUGUUCUCUACAAAGUCUAACUGUGAGCGCCACCUGUUGCGCAAACAUGGCGUAUCCAACAGAAUCCUCCGGCAAAAUGGUGCCAUACCAAAACCCAAGGAGAUGGACGGCUCGCCAGAGGACGGGUCACAAGAGAGUGCAGAGAGCAUGUCUGAGAGUGGAGAUGCAAUGGAUCUGACAAGUUCUGAGUCUGAAAAGCCGACUGCAUCUGAUGCUGAGAAACCCUCCCCCGCCAAGCCUACAGAGGCAGCUGUAGUAGUAAAGCCUGUUCUCCACCAGAUGGAGGCAGAUCAUCAUCUGGAGGAGAGAAAGAGCACAGAGAAUGAUGAGGAUUCCCACAGCAAUAAGAGCCUGGACCUGAACUUCGCCACCAAGCUGAUCGACUUUACGUUCUCUGAAGGUGAACAGCAGCAGUCCUCUCCUGCCGCGGACACAGAACAGCACGAGCGAACACCACCACCACCACCACAGCAGGAGGAGUCCAACAAGCUGACCUGCAAGAGCUGCAACAAGAGCUUCCGAUACGCCACCACUCUCGCCAGACACGAAAAGGUCCACCAGCUGGAGAGUCUGGCUAGUGUGCCCACUGUGCCUCCCAAACCCGAGGAGAGCGCUGAGGUAGCUGAGCCUGUUGAGCCUAAGAAAGAGGUGGUGGAUGAGGAACUGGAGAAAGAGGAGCAGAAGGAGGUUACUGCAGAGAGUGAAGGAGCAGGCAGUGCAAUAGACAGCGGCUCUGAGGAGGAGAGGAGCGACGACGAGGGAGGAGCAGCGGAACCAAAGACUUGUGACGGAGAAGCUGUAACUACCAGAGGCAAAUCUGAGAAGAGGAAGAAGAUCUGCAGUGUGUGUAACAAGCGCUUCUGGAGCCUUCAGGACCUGACCAGGCACAUGCGCUCUCACACUGGUGAGCGGCCGUACAAGUGUCAAACCUGCGCACGCACGUUCACCCUGAAGCACAGCCUGGUCCGACACCAGCGUGUUCACCAGAAGCCCAGAGGAGUGGACGGAGAGGGCUCGGCGUGUGAGAUGAUGGGCAGAGGCGGGGACGAGGAGGCGUUCAGCGGCCGCUCAGCCAGCGAGGGAGAAUACACCCCCACCAGCACCAACCCGCCCUCUGAUAACGAGAGCGAAGGCACAGAACCAGCUAAAGAGGGUCCAUGCUUACAGGAGAAGAGCAGUGAGUCUAAAGAUCCAGAGGGACUGGAGAAGGGACCUGAAGAGGAACAAGCAGAAUCUAAUAAACCAGCAGCAGAGAACCUCAAAUCCAAAGAAGCUCCAUCAGAGGAGCAGCCUGCAAACACUGUCACAUCCCUGGAGCAGCCAGCAGAGUUCCUCCAAGGCCUGCUGGAGAUCCACGCCAAGCCCGGCAUCGAGAGCAUCCUCACCAACAGUGAGCCCACUCUGCUGGGGGUGGAGUGAAUAAGACCCUCACUCCUCUUUUCUCUAGUACUUUCUGGCAGGAAUGCAUCACACUGCACUCCAGAGGCUGUGCCAUACUAUAUAUAAGAACAUUUGUAAUUACAAAACUUUUCUUUUUUUAAAAAUGAGAAACAAAGACGAACUUUUCCAAGUGCCUUGCUACUUUUUUUGCUAUAUCUUUAUCUACUACCAGAUGAUCUAGUUGAUUUUUAGAGUAUUUUAUAAAGAUGAUUUUUCUUUUUUUUUGGAAUCUUUGAAAGAAACUGCAUUAAUAGCAAUAAAUAAACCAUUUAGUACAACAAUUUGUAUGAUUUAAGUGACUGAACAUAACAAGAAGAAUGGUUCUACCGAAACCAGGUUUAUAUGGUUUUAGACCAGCAGAGGCAGAAGACAUAUGGCUACUGAGACCACAGUGUAGUGUCGAGGCUUGUGUGUGCGAGUGCUUGUGUGAGCAUAUAACUGGAAUACGUUAGCGUUAGCCUUCUCGUCAAAGGGCUGUUUCACGGACUCACUUGCACCCUGUAGUUAUUUUUCCAAUGAUAGAAAGGUCUCCAGAGUAUCGCCAGAGUAUCGGAAACAGUAAAGAACUGUGUUCUACCUGAAAAUGAGGGCACAAGGCUUCAUUAAGUUCUGUGGGCAGCCCCCAGAGUGGUGUGCAGUUUCAUUAUAUUAAAUAUAUGGGCAAUAUUUGCCUGAAAUAUCAUGAAUUUCUCAGCUACACUGACCAUGUCAGUUGUUCUGUUGGAAGAAAGUGAAGGACCCGAGUUUUUUUUAUUUUUUUACUAAGAGGGAAUUGCAGUGUUUUUGUUUUUGUUUUUUUUAUAUCUAAAGGGCUUAAGAUUCGCUUUCCCUCUAAACCAGCAUCACAAACUUACAAACCCCAGACACACAAGAACAGAGCUAAUUUAUCGGACAGUAAUGAUGAUGAUAAUAAUAGGGUCCUGUGUCCAGGUUUAAUGUCUUCCAACCUACUUCAAGCCUUACUAGUGUUUCUACAUAUAUAUACAUAAAUAGUAUUUACAUAGGCCUCCUCCAGGCCUGUAGCCUGUUGGGCGAACACUAGUCUACUGCUCUACCAGUCUGUGUUUUCUUCCUCCAUUUUGACGUGUACUUGAAAUCUGUCACCCUGCUGCCUCCUCUCUUCGGAUAUGGCGCUAGUUUUUGCGGGUCCAUCAUCUUCACAAGCUCCUCCCCCCGAGAAGGAUCUCUAGACGUCAAUCACAUUAGCGUAAGCAACAUUUCUGGUGUUGGGUAUUUUAUUAUUGCUAUUGUAUAUUUUUUACUUUUCUUUUUUUUUUCCAAUUUUGUGAACCUCAGACUCAAACAAAGCAAACCUCAAAAGGCGCGGAAAAAAGACUUGAAACGGAGGUGGACUGUUAUGAUGGACGCUUUUCACGUCAGUUUUCCAGACUAAUAGUAAACUGGACGACUGGGUGUUUCCCCCUGGGCACAGUCAGCGCUGGCGUGACAGGAGAAUAAUGGAUAGUGUGACCUUUGUGCAGAAAGAAACGGACAGAAACGGAGUAUUACCAAGCGAGGCUUCCUUGGAUAAUUGAAUAAGCAACGGGGAAACGAGUAAAGGGGUGCACUAGCUCCCCUCCAGUUUUUCCCUGACUCUGCUUCUCAGGCACAAGGCUAUUGAAAGGACUUGUAUUGACAAUAUUUUUUACAAAAUGCAAUCGCUUUCUCAAUCUGUAUAAUAUUAUAUUACUGGGACAUUACUGCUUCCCCUAAUGCCUUUUUCUGUGUAUUGGGGUGUGUAUUGAGCGAGUGUGUUGCAUAUGUGUGUAUGUGUGUAUAUAUAUGCAUGCACAUGGGUGUGUGGAUGGAUGUGUGUGUGUGUGUCAGGAUUCUUGGUAAGAAUGCUGCACACAGACCGACUGUUUUAAAUGUAUUUAUUGUAGCCCAGAAGUGAAGAAGUAAAACGUGGAGAAGCCAUGUAUUAUUAACACAAUUAUGCUGCAGAGAGAAAUGAUUUAGAUUCAGUACAUAGAGAGAGACAGAGAGCGGCCCGGCCUAGAAUCGGGCCUAUCCUAGCAAUAAUCACUAUUGAUCCAAAAGCUUUAUGUAGACGUUUGUAUGUGUUUUAUAGACUGUGUGGAUUUUUUUUUUCUUUUUUUGAUAUUAUUAUCAGUUUGGCUGAGAGAUAAGAGAGUUCUGUUUUUUUUCUGUCUUUGAUCGAUUGAUUGAUGUAUAAUGCAUAUAAAACUGUGAAAUUUGAUAUUCUGCUAUGGGUGAAUCUUUAGGGUAGUUUUUUGCAUGUUAACCUUUUUAUGUUGUUCAUUUAUGGGUGUUUUUCCUGCCCCCCCCCCCCCCCCCCUCCCCCUCCCACACUGUCUUGCUCUCAGGGUUUUUACAAAAUACUUACUGAAAAAUUCAAUUUUUUCCUGAGUUGCAAAAAAAUCCCCCCCUCCAACUUUUGAUUUCCUUUUUAUUGUUGAACAAGUCGAUCUGUCAAUCACUACUUUUAGCACUUGACUGUGAAUUCAAACCAGUGGGCAGGAUUUGCUGAAUCCACACAAUCCCACAUUCCUCUCAUCCUGCAUUAUUUUCCAUGUUAUAAUUAAUUUUUCUUCCAGUCUUCAGUCAUUUUCCACUGCUGGUUCCUUCUCUGUCACUUUUAUUCUCAUGAGAAAACAUCUAGAUUAGCCUAAGAAAUGGCAGAUUUGUCACUGUCUGAAGUUCUGACCCAUAUCAAAGGGAGCUUUGCGUCGCUGCUACACACAAACACAUACACACAAAUAAUUCUACUGGACUUGAACGGAACCAGAAUCAUCCGGAAUAUUUUGGUACACUACUCCUGCUCUUCGAAUGAGUGCUUCAGAAUCAGAGAUGUAAGCUGUUCUGUAUCAAAACUAUUAAAGCAAUAAAAUUCUAUUAAAAUAA
Messenger RNA from Astyanax mexicanus (Mexican tetra), 9282 nucleotides. RefSeq names its product ras responsive element binding protein 1a (gene rreb1a). The record is from RefSeq and is a predicted model, not a curated record. Gene Ontology annotation, molecular function: DNA-binding transcription activator activity, RNA polymerase II-specific; RNA polymerase II cis-regulatory region sequence-specific DNA binding. Lineage: Eukaryota; Metazoa; Chordata; Actinopteri; Characiformes; Acestrorhamphidae. Gene Ontology annotation, cellular component: nucleus. The coding region runs from base 1279 to 6396 and encodes 1705 amino acids. Gene Ontology annotation, biological process: regulation of transcription by RNA polymerase II. The transcript is spliced from 13 exons.